AUGUAUUUGGGAGUGGUGAAUGUUUAUGCUCCGAAUUUAUUAAGUGAGAAAAAGGAUUUCUUUGUCAACCUAAAUGAAGUAAUUGGAAAUUUGGGUGUUCCAAUGAUUGUAGGAGGCGACUUCAAUUCUGUUAGAGAGAGCAAUGAGCGGAUAGGGAUAUCUGUUAAUUCCUGUGAUAUGGGGCCUCUGAAUGAAUUCAUCCAAGCAUGGAAUCUGGUAGACCUUCCCUUUUCAGGAAGCUGUUUCACUUGGUUUGAGGGAGGGUCGUCAACCUCAGCUAACAGAUUGGAUAGGUUUUUAAUCUCGACAGAUGUUUUAUGCAAGAUUCCAUCUCUCAUACAAAAAACGCUAAAGAGGAGCUUGUCGGACCAUAACACAGUGGUCUUACAAGAGAUAACUAUUCCGUCGAGGCCGAGACCAUUCAAAUGGUUAUGUCACUGGGCUGAAGAUAGUGGAUUUAGAAUUCUGGUUGAAGAGAUUGUCGGGAGAAGUCAAAAUAUUGAGAUUAGUAAACUUCUCUCUGAGAUCAAGAUGGCCUCUAAGACGUGGGCCAAAGUCAUUCGGGAUGCUGAGAAGGAUUCAAUUAAAGUAAUAGAAAGCAAAAUAUCAGACCUUGAACAGGAAGCGCUGGUUGGAAAUAACAAUAGUGAUGUCCUAAAAGAAAUCCAAAUUUGGAAAGUAAAGUUGUGGUCGAAAUACAGACGCGAAGAGCGCGAAUGGCUCCAAAAAUCCAGAUUGAAAUGGUUUAUUAAGCAUUGCAGUAGGCAAAGCUUGAAACAAACAGAAUACCAAAAAAUAUAUUUCAUUAAGCGUGUGUUAUACAUCACCUAG
This is a messenger RNA of Hibiscus syriacus, 831 nucleotides long. RefSeq lists its product as uncharacterized. The record is from RefSeq and is a predicted model, not a curated record. Bases 1 to 831 code for a protein of 276 amino acids. The transcript has a single exon. Lineage: Eukaryota; Viridiplantae; Streptophyta; Magnoliopsida; Malvales; Malvaceae.